This is a messenger RNA of Pezoporus occidentalis (night parrot), 1796 nucleotides long. It is a transcript of the gene TSLIG3B, whose product is annotated as family with sequence similarity 98 member B. Gene Ontology annotation, cellular component: tRNA-splicing ligase complex. NCBI's taxonomy places the organism in Eukaryota, Metazoa, Chordata, Aves, Psittaciformes, Psittacidae. The coding region runs from base 111 to 1139 and encodes 342 amino acids. The record is from RefSeq and is a predicted model, not a curated record. The transcript has 9 exons.
CCCAAGUCGGCAGCGGAACGCAACGGCGGGCGCAGGUUUGCGGAGGGCCGGUUUGAGCCGGGCACAGCGCCGCGCGGAGGGCGGCGGUGAGCCCAAGUCGAGGUGCCGGCAUGAAGGAGCUGGCACCCGCCGUGAAGAUGGAAUGCGACAUUUUAGAUGCGCUGGAGACCCUGGGGUACACUGGUCCUCUGCUGGAGGAGGGAGCCCUGAACAAAGCAGCAGAAAAUGGAUUGUCUUCACCAGAGUUUUUUGAGCUUUGUGUUUGGUUAGGUUCCCAAAUAAAGUCACUUUGUAAUAUGGAAGAAAGCAUCACUGCAGCAGAUGGUGAUAAAGAUAUAGAGAGCUUCCAGCUUGAGAUUAGUGGCUUUCUGAGAGAAAUGGCUUGUCCGUAUUCAUCACUUAUAUCUGGAGACAUCAAGGACAGAUUAAGAGAAAAAGAAGAUUGUCUUAAACUCCUCUUAUUUCUAAGUACAGAACUUCAGGCUUUAAAGAUACUGCACAGCAAGAAAAUGAAAGGCUCUCAUUUGGAAAAACACAAUGAAAUUUACCAGGAAGUGCAAGCUAUUUGCAAUGCACUGGGCCUGCCAAACUCCUCAUCUUCUGAAAUUCCUCCCUUGUUAACCAAUGUGGAACAAAAGAUAAAGGACAUUCUCUCAAAAGUUCAAAAUAACCAUGUGGGGAAGUCACUACUAACAAAACCUCUGAAUUCUGAACAAGUGGAAAGAUUGGAAAAAAUCAAUGAUGCUCUUCGGAGUGAGUACGAAUGUCGCCGACGCAUGUUAAUGAAGAGGCUGGAUGUGACAGUACAGUCUUUUGGCUGGUCUGAUAGAGCAAAGGUAAAAACAGAUGAUAUAGCACGAAUCUAUCAGCCCAAGCGCUAUGCAUUAUCUCCAAAGUCAACUAUUACAUUAGCUCACCUUCUUGCUGCUCGAGAAGAUUUGUCAAAGAUCAUAAGAACAAGUAGUGGAUCAACACGAGAAAAUACAGUCUGUGCGAUCAAUAAGGUUCUGAUGGGGAGAGUACCUGACCGUGGAGGCAGACCAGCAGAGAUUGAACCACCUCCUCCUGAAAUGCCUCCUUGGCAAAAGAGACAAGAAGGUGGUGGAAGAGGCAGUAUUACCAGGGCUCACAGAAGGUGAAACGGUGCUGGGACUCUGGCACUAGGUUAAUCCUGCAGAAGUAUCUCACAUGACAGGGUCAAGAAAGAUGUAUAAAGGUGGUUCAGAUUUCUUUGAGAUAUAAACUCCGAGGCAUGAAGUGCAAUCUUAGUAUUUUUUCUAUUAUAAAUAUUAAACUGAAAUCUUAACAAUUUAUAUAAAAUCCUUACAAUCUAUACACUUUUUCAAUCUUCUCAACAUUAAACCAGUAUGUUUUCAAGUUGCCACAGAGAUCAGUUACAUCAAAAUAACAGAUUGCUACUGUAACAAAAACAUAUUUCAAAAAAAGUUAUGUAAGCUACUUUAAAGGCAGCUGUGUUUAAUCUGAAUAUGAACGGUAGCUCUGCUUUUCUUAAUUGUGAUGUUACUCUAUUUAACUUUAAACCAUCAGAAUUCACACUUUAUUUAAAAAUAAACAGUAGUUGGAGGGGAGGUCACUUGCAUUUCCUUUCUUCCUGUAUGUACAUGAAACAGAGCUGAGCCUGGAGGGAUAAAGGUGCUUCUCAUUUAAAUUAGCCAUGACAAGAUAAAUGUCAAUACCAGUGUUUGCUAACAUGACUUUUAAACAGCACUUAAUACUUUAUCUUUUUUCCUAGCAUAAAGCAACUUGAAAAUUAAUACAGAUGUGAGUUUUGUUCA